Molecule: messenger RNA, 1089 nt
Organism: Symbiodinium sp. CCMP2456
Lineage: Eukaryota; Dinophyceae; Suessiales; Symbiodiniaceae
Source: the annotation of a GenBank genome assembly
AUGGCCCAUUUCAGAUCCAAGAUGGGCCUGUCAUGGUUUGGCUGCGGCAGCCAGCUGCGUGCAUCCCGGCUCCUCGCGCUGAGUUCCGGACAACAUCAGGACUUCGACCCUUCGUGCGAGCAGUACUUCUACGAGGGCAUCGACUGGGGAGAUUUGAGACAAACCUUCGAGAUAUAUGCGGACAAGUACCUGGACAGGCCACAGCUCCUAGCGAAGGAGGUUGCUCUGGCGCAGCGUUAUGCUUUCUCCUAUCAUCCGGAGAACCGCUGCCAGCUCGGCGACUUGUCCCUCAGGUUUUUCCUUUGGCUCUCGGUGGACCCUGCGGACCUCGCUGAUAUCGCCAGGGCCAAGGGCCGGCGUGGGGACAUUCUGAGCGAAGUGAUGCAGGAGACCCUGGACUGGUUCUGGGACUUGAACGUCUCCUGGGCCGCUGGAGCCCCGGAGGUGCAUGAGUCUGGUUGGCCACUCUUCAGCUUCGGUAUGAUAUUUUUCGCUGCUGAACACUGUGAGAACCAUUCGCCCAGCCGAGAGAAGAGUCCUCUUUAUGGUGACAUCUAUUGCUGGCGUGCUCCUGGUUUGCGCGGAUUGGCUUGCUGGGAUUUGAAACUUCGCCUGGUUAUUGAGGUGUCGGAGAAGCUGCGCGAUGACGGUCAGGAGAUCUGCACCACGGAGGGGCAGCUUGCCCCGUUCAUUGACUCUUUCGACAAUGCCAUCAUGGUCGGAGGCUCUGUCUCUGCAGAGCGCUGUGCAGCGCUACUCCUGGAGGCACCGCAUUGCCCCGAUGCGGUGGCCUCAGCCCUUCUUGCGCUGGCGGAUGUCAUGAGGACCACUGCCUGGCAGCAGAAGAACAGGUACUACCAGUUCACCUCAGAAAUGCCUAGAAGUCAGCCACCGGAGCGGGAUGCCGAACGGCUCUUGCAGCGGGCAGAGGCAACGGUGCGGUCCCAAUCUGCGCGCUGGUCUUGGCUGACCACGCGGUGGCCCGUAUGGCGUCUGCUGGACCGCCUGGGUGCAGCAGAGGCUGUCAACGUCAGCUCUGGCGGCAGUUGGUUUUGGAUGUACGUCUUUCCUCACAGGCCUGGUCUGUAG